This is a messenger RNA of Fulvia fulva, 1458 nucleotides long. RefSeq lists its product as uncharacterized. Lineage: Eukaryota; Fungi; Ascomycota; Dothideomycetes; Mycosphaerellales; Mycosphaerellaceae. Bases 1 to 1458 code for a protein of 485 amino acids. The record is from RefSeq and is a predicted model, not a curated record. The transcript has 6 exons.
AUGAAGUACUCUUUCGUCGUUGGCGCGGCCUCGCUGGCUCUCGUCUAUGCUGCACCAGCCUACGUCGACAACUCCAACUCCUGGGAGAAGUCGGGCUCUGCCGGAUACCACAAGAACGUCGGUGGUCCAGACAGCUAUGGUCAGGGCUCUGUUUACGGUCAUGGCCAGGGCGGCGUUGCUGUGAGCCCUGUGUCGGGUGGUGCGGGUGCGGGCGCUGGAGCUGGCGGUUCGUUUGGGGCUGGGGCGAAUGUGGGAGCUGGAGCAGGUCUUGGUGGAGGUGUGAAGGGUGGCGCUGGAGGUGGCAUCAUGGGUGGGCUGGGUCUUGGCGGCGGCUUGGGUGGUGGUCUUGGUGGUCUCCUCUCUCCAGUCACCGGCCUUCUCGGUCUUGGUGGAAAGGCCGGAGGAGGGGCUGGCUUCAACGCUGGUGGCAACUUCAACGGAAACGUCGGCGUCGGUUCAGGCCUAGGAUCGGGUGUCGGCGCAGGGGCUGGAGGUGGCGCGGGCUUUAACUUCGGAGCCGGUGCAGGAGCAGGCGUUCAGGGCCGUGGCAACAGUGGCUACAACAAUGGUUACAAUGGCCAUGGAGGUGCCGGUGGCGACAUUCACGGCGGUGCAGGCAUUGGCGCUGGGCUUGGUGGUGGCGUGGGGGCAGGUCUUGGCGGCUCGGGUCGAGGUGAGGGAGGCGUUGCAGUCUCCCCAGUCAAUGGAGGACGUCCAGGGUACGGGAAUGGCCAGUCAGGCAUCGGUGGAUCCAUCGGGGGAGGAGCUCACGGUGGUAUCGGCUUUGGCUGGUCUGGCAAAGGACACGCUGCUGGUAACAACAAUGGUUACGGCUCAGGAGGCGCUGUCGUGUCUCCAGUUGGUGGCAGCCGCCCAGGUCAAUCAGGCAUUGGAGGAUCCAUUGGGGGCGGUGCUCAUGGUGGUAUUGGAGCUGGAUGGGGUGGAAAAGAUCACCCCUCUGGUAACAACAAUGGCUACGGCUCGGGGGGUGUGAUCGUCAGCCCAACUCCAGGCCAAGGUGGAUACAAGCCACAAGGCCCCGGCGGCGUCCGCCCACCACCAGCUGGAUGCUACCCCGGAAGCACCCACCCAGGCUGCCAGCAGACUCCAGGCCAACAUCAGCCAGGCCAGAACCAGCCGGGACGUACCCCAACCAGCCCAGUCGGCAACGGACCAUCCGGAUCAGGCCCAAAGCCAGUCGGCUACGGCAGCUCAGGCCACUCUGACGAAUGCCAAGGCGAGGACUGCGAUGAGAACGGCAACACCGAGACCAGCCCAGUACCAGGCAAAACUCCUGGUGACUCUAAAGAGCACCCAUCUCCAAAGCCAUACGGCGACAACAACGGCAAGGGUGAUGAGGGUAAACCCGAAACCAGCCCCACCUCAGGCCAGAAGCCAGGCCAGAACGGCGGCAGCAAGAGCCCAGCUCCUCCAUCGUACGGUGGCAAGGGCAACUAA